AUGAACGAGCUCAAUUUCCGCGUCGCGACCGAAGAGCACGCCGCUCAAAUUCACCACUUGGUAGAAACUGCGUUCCGCACCAUGGACAGCAGAAAGGACUGGACGGACAACCUAGGUCUCGUGUCGAGCUUUCGACCACAUAUCCAAGAAGUUAUCGACGUUAUCAACAAACCCGACAGCGUCAUGCUGAUGGCAACCAACCAUCAAAACAAGCUUGUCGGCGCAAUCGGGACCUCCAAGCGCGAUGCAAACUACGCUCGUCUUUUCAGGCUUGCCGUUGACACGAGCCUACAGCGCGGCGGCAUUGGGCGUCAACUCUUGGAAUACGCUGAAGACUAUUGUCAGCGGACUUGGAGUGUUACGACGGUGGGAUUAGAUGCCCUUUCUUGUCGCCAUGCACUUAUCUCGUGGUAUUUGCGUUGUGGAUACAAAAAGACGGGUGAAACGACACCCUUCCCUCGCGAUGAGGUCGACCUAGCAUUGCCGGAUGAUCUUUGUUUCAUCGAAUUCGAGAAAGCUGUUGGAAUAGCGCCUACUGCUGAACAAGCCAACUAA
Penicillium griseofulvum is the source of this 555-nucleotide messenger RNA. RefSeq names its product GNAT family N-acetyltransferase. The record is from RefSeq and is a predicted model, not a curated record. Lineage: Eukaryota; Fungi; Ascomycota; Eurotiomycetes; Eurotiales; Aspergillaceae. Gene Ontology annotation, molecular function: N-acetyltransferase activity. The transcript has a single exon. Bases 1 to 555 code for a protein of 184 amino acids.